Eptesicus fuscus (big brown bat) is the source of this 2150-nucleotide messenger RNA. RefSeq names its product leucine rich repeat containing 43 (gene LRRC43). The record is from RefSeq and is a predicted model, not a curated record. Lineage: Eukaryota; Metazoa; Chordata; Mammalia; Chiroptera; Vespertilionidae. The transcript is spliced from 12 exons. Bases 1 to 2124 code for a protein of 707 amino acids. Gene Ontology annotation, molecular function: protein binding.
AUGGAGGAGCGUGGCGGGACCGUGAGCGCUGCGGUCCGGGAGCACCUGCGGAAGUUGUGUCUGCGGGAGUUUCCGUGCGGCUCAGGCAGCUGGAAUAAGUCCCGAUUUCUCCCUCGAACUUGUCGGACAUGGCGGGAGCUGGUCCCCAGAGAGGAGGAGGCUGGGGGCCCCUCGGAGGAGACGGUGGAGGACCUGCUGGGCCUGGUCUGCAGCCCCCAGUCGCCCUGGGCCCUGCUGGAGGGCUCCAGUGCCGAGGACCGCUACCUGAGGCAGCUGGCCAUCCGGAAUCCCCAGAUGCUCAAAGAGGACUUCCUGUACUCCUAUUUCAGGUCCCUCCAGGUGGUGGACAAGCAGGUGAGCCUGGUGGAUAAAGACCUCCUGAAAUUCCCAAAGCUUGAAGAGUUGGUACUGAGUGCCAAUCAGAUCAAGGAGAUCGAUGCCUUCAAUCUGCCACCAACUCUCAAGGUGCUGGAGCUCUACGGCAACAACAUCACCAGCAUGAAGUGUCUGUGCGCUCACCCUCCACCAGGCCUCCAGCACUUGGGGCUGGGCCACAACAAGCUUCUGGGCCCCCUGCAAAGCAUGUACAUCACCUCCCAGCACUGGCCCAACCUGGUGUCUCUGGACCUGGGCUUCAACGACCUGACAGACCUGCAGGGCAUGGUGGCCAGCCUCAGCACCCUGCAGCGCCUGCGGCUGCUGGUGCUGCAGGGCAACCCGCUGGCCCUGGUGCCCUACUACCGCGGCUUCACCAUCGACAGCCUGGCCCGGCUCUGCGUGCUGGACGACAUCACCGUGUCCUCCAGCGAGAAGCACCAGUUCCAGGGGCUCCGCUACAAAGGGGACUUCUUGGCGCGCGAGGCCCAGUUCGUGGUGACGAUUGGAAAUAUCCGCGGGGUUCUGGACUCCUCGGUCUUGGACCCGGACCCGGGGCCCCACGGACCCUUCAUCACCUACAGCUACUACGUGACCUACGACUUCGUGGAGGACGAGGAAGGCGAAGGGAGCGAAUACGGAGGGGUGCUGGCUGAGGUGCGCCCAGGGCUGGUCCUGAGAAUGGGGGGGGGGCGCACCCCAACUUCCCCUCUAGGCGAUGCUCCCGCCCCCUCCCCAGCCCCGGGCAGCGUCCGCCGGGGACGGCGAGGCCGCACUGCGCUCCCUUCUGUCCGGCCCGGCGCCCCCCCACGCCGGCUGCGCCCCGUCUUCCCGCAGAUCGUCAAGCCCACGCCCAGCGAGGAGGAGGUCCCCGAGGAAGCGCCCGGCACCCCCACCGCCGAGGAGGCGGAAGAGUCCGUCGAGUCCGCGCCCUCGUCCGCGUCGCAGUCGCAGUCGGUGGAGCUGGAGUCCGGGGUGUCGGCCGGGUCGCCGUCCCUGCCCCGGUCCUUGGGCUCCGCCGAGGAGCUGGCCCAGCUGCGGCCGAGAAUGGACCUCCGGCUCUGCCCGUCCCCAGGGACAGUCCUCUUCAGCACCGUCCGCAAGCCCUGGGCUGACGUCAUCCCCUGCAACUACGAGAUGCAGCACACGCUCAAGGACCUGGUGCCGCUCAAGGCCUUCCUGCUGGCGGGGACCACCGUGACCAUCGUGGAGGAGAAGAUUCUCUCCUGGCCCGUGGUGCCACCUCCCGUCGACAUCCCCUCGCCUGGCAAGGGCAAAGGGGAGAAAGAGAAGAAGAAAGAGAAAGAGAAAGAGAAAGAGGAGAAAGACAAGAAGGGGAAAGACGGCAAAGACAAGGCCGCCAAAGGGGAGAAGGAGAAGAAGGAACCGAAGGGGCCCAGGAAGAAGAGAGGGCUUUCUAAGGAGCUUCGCCAGGAUCCACCCAUCCUGCGGGUGCUGGGCAGCGGCUUGGUGGUCCUGGAGCCCCUGCUGGCGGGGGAGCCACUCGUGUCCACCCUGUGCAAGUUUGGGGUGAUCCGCACCUUGGAAUCCGACAGGCUGACAUUCCUCAGGGAUUCAAAGAACAAGAAAGCUAAAAAAGCUGCGGAGCCAGGGAAGGCCAAGAACAAGAUGCCAGCCUUGUCAGGGUACGAGAACGACUACCACCCCGAGCCGCUGACGGUGGAGGUGCAGAUCCAGGUGAACCAGUGCCGCUCGGCCGAGGAGGCGCUGCGCACCCUCGUCUUGUAGCCGCAUUAAAGGUUCUGACGACCGCA